UGAAGUGCGCGGGUGCCUCUUUUGCCAUAUGGCAUCUGUGGGAGCAUCCGGGACACGCCGCCCCGAGAAUAGAUUUUUAUUUUCCAAACAAGGACCAGGCCCGGCCUGGAAGUCGUGGACUGCGCCCACGACAUCCAGAAGUCCUCGCUCAGUCCUGAGUUGCCAAUUACUCAGGCUUGAUUUCUGCAAAACCCCGUUCGGCUCCCUACCCGCCCCUGAUCGGGGUCCAUCUGGGAGUUGUCAGCGCUGAUUCAACACUUUCCAUUUUCACCCUGAUUACUCUGUUGUCGCGUGGUGGAGAAAAUGCCAGGUCCCACUCUCCCAACACCUGAGGAGGUGGCAUACAUGCAAGAGCAUGCGAGCGACAACAUCGUCCCCAAUCUCAUCGCCUGCGCUACGAUAUGUCCCAUUUUGGCCACAAUAUUCAUUGGUUUCCGCCUUUGGUCCCGCCGGAUUAACCACGGCCGUUUGAGACUGGAAGCCAGUGAUUACCUGUCUAUUGCUGCUUGGGUCUUUUACAUACCCUAUAAUGUUGUCAUAGGCUUGAUCACUCGGUACGGUGCUGGCCGACACAUCCUUUUUGUGACGAAUCCACGGAUGCUUCAAAUUCUGGUCAUCGUCGACGAGAAUCUCUAUGCCGUCAUCUUGGCAUUACUCAAGUUCAGCAUCCUGAGCCUGUACCGAAAGCUUUUUGGUAGCACGCGUUGGCUGUACAUUCUCACAUGGGUCAUGACUGCCUUGGUCGCCGAGUUGGCGCUUCAGGUGAUCAUAGCUACAAAUUUGCAGUGCAUUCCUAUCGCAGCUACCUGGGACACGACGGUCAAGGGUACUUGCAUCAACUAUGGGGUGGAGGCUCUUGUGGCUUAUAUCAUCAACAUAUCCACCGACAUUACAAUUUUGCUGAUGCCGAUCCCGGUGGUUCGGAGACUUCAAGCCUCAAAGUCUAAAAAACGGGGCCUGUUGGCUGUAUUUGCUGCCGGUGGGAGCGCAUGUAUCGUGAGCAUCGUCCAGCUUCGCUACAUUACAAACCUGGGCAGUACUGCAGAUGCCAGCUGGAACAAUAUGCCGUCAGUUUUCUUGGCUGAUAUAGAGAUCAUGAUUGGGUUCCUCGCGACUUCAAUCGCGACAUAUCGGCCGCUGUACCGCCGCAUUUUCAAGGGCAUCGUACCGACAAACAUGAACAAGUACACGCCGGAGUACUCGUCCAACUCGAGACGUAACAACCAUGUGACAAGGAUAUUUGCGGGUGGAAAGCACACAGACCACACGUCGAGCACAAAUACCUCACAUGGCAUUAUUGUGACUGACCAGAUUGAACUUAUUCACACAGCACGGCCGGCAGGAUCCUACGACGGUACUACUGAUGGGCAACACACACCGAUGUAGAGAAUUGCGAGCACUUGACGUUGACAAAUUUGCUGUGGUGGUAAUUUGGUACGAUAUAUAUUUAUAGCCAGGAUACUGAUGGCUUUUUACGAUGUGUAAUUCUACGAUCUGUACAAUCUCCAAGGAAGCAAAGAAAACAUUGCUUUCACUCCCGGGUUACCGCGAGACUACUCUUGUAUUUGGCAUAGAUCUGACACAAGAUGCUGGUCCGCAGGCAUGAAAUCUCUAAUCAAACAGUCGUACCCGUUUUUG
Molecule: messenger RNA, 1638 nt
Organism: Diaporthe batatas
Lineage: Eukaryota; Fungi; Ascomycota; Sordariomycetes; Diaporthales; Diaporthaceae
Exons: 5
Coding region: 304-1386 (360 amino acids)
Source: RefSeq, a predicted model, not a curated record